AUCUAGAUUCUAGUUACCCAAAGUCAAAUAUGGCGACUGAGUCUGUCACAGAUCUGAGAGAAAAGCUGUACAAAUCUAACAAUCGUCCUAAAGAAUUUACGAAAAAAUCAAAUAACAAGCACAAGGGAUAUUUUAACAGAGGAGUACCGCGAUCCAAAUAUGAUGACUACAACACAGAAGAACGCGAAGAAGAACUUCAAAGAGUAAAGUCUGGAAUACAACAACAAAAAUUAUUUUCAGCAGAUGACUGUUCAGAGAUUGAAAAGAAAAUAGAUAAAGUAGUCAAGUUAAGUGAUAUUGGCCUGUACAAGGAACAUACAGUAGAUAGGGCACCUUUAAGAAACAAGUAUUUCUUUGGAGAAGGCUACACCUAUGGGUCACAGUUAACCAAGCGUGGUCCUGGCAGUGAACGCCUGUAUAGCAAGGGUGAUGUGGACGAGAUACCAAAGUGGAUACACAGACUGGUGAUUACUCCGCUGUACAAGGCCAAUGUGAUCCCUGAGGGCUUUGUCAACAGUGCAGUGAUCAAUGACUAUAAGCCAGGAGGCUGUAUUGUCUCUCACAUUGACCCGCCUCACAUAUUUGAAAGGCCCAUUGUCUCAGUGUCAUUCUUCAGUGAGAGCGCUUUAAGUUUUGGCUGCAAGUUCUCAUUCAAACCCAUCCGUGUGUCUAAGCCUGUGCUAACAUUACCUAUGGCACGAGGCUGUGUAACGCUGCUAAGUGGUUAUGCAGCAGAUCACAUAACACACUGCGUAAGACCAGAAGACAUUGUUUCACGUAGGGCAGUCAUUAUUUUAAGAAGGGUCAGAGAUGAUGCCCCAAGACUAGAACCUUUGCUGGAGGUUGUGUCCCCUUCAAGGAAGCGUGUGAUCAUGACAGUGGACAGCGAUUCAGACAGUUGCCAAGGAGAAAAGAACUUAUCUGACUCAAGCAGCGAUGACAACAUUAAGCCAGUCAAGGUCAAUUCAAAAGUUAUUUGCCUGUCUGAGGACCUCAACCAUAAAGAUGGCAGGUCUCAUACAACCUGUUCACCCAAAUCUGUCAAAAGGUAGCUUUAUUUCGAAGGUGCACACCAGGUGUUCAGCUGUCUUGACUUUUUCAUUUAUAUUGGAUUUUUGUUGAUUCUUUCAGUUAAUAUAAUUUUUUGAUUAAUAUAUUUUUGUAUCUUGCUCUGCCUGUUUAAAAGAUUUUUUGGAGGCAGGUCUAAGAGAAAUCUUUAUGUAUCCAAUCUGAUAUAUUUUCAAACUUCAAUUUACUAUUAGGUCAUCCCUAUCUGCAGUUAUGUAUUCAAGAUGUUUUUUUUACUGAAAUAUUAAAGUUAAUAGUUGAGUAUUAACAUUUUGAUUUUUCUAUAACCUGGUCCCCUGCUUUUUCUGGGUGUCAGUAGUGUGACACAUUGUUAACACUGUAUAUUGUCACACUUAAGGACACGUUAGACUUGUACAAAGAUAAAGGUGAGCUCUGUGAUAGACUGUAAAUUAAAUUAUGUACAUAUGCAGCAUUGUGACCUGUUUUCACUUGUCCAUUUGAUUCCUAAUGCAAUCUUUCAAACAUGGGUGUAUCCUUAUGUAUGUUUCAUUUUUAGUUCUCCUUUUUUGUUAUGACUUUGAGCCUUUCUGUUUCUCUACUAAGUGCUCAAGUUUGAAGUAAAAUUAUUAAUAUUGUGAUAUUUUUUGUUCAAUUGAAAAGUAUCUCUGUAGAUAGUAUUCAUAUAUCAUGUUCAUAUUAUAUACAUUUAUAUUUAUACAUUAUAAAAUCUUGUUAUUGCUGUUAAACUAAAUUCAACACAUCAGAAAAAGACCUCAUGUUUUGAAUGGACUUGGUGUUUAGCAAAAAUGUUAUGCUUCAAAGCAAACAUUUUUUGAGGCCCUGUGGGGGUGUUACUAUAAGAAAAAAAAAGUGAUAAACAAGGUACCACCAUUGCUGAGGUAAUAGCCUGUUGACUGGAGGUCCUCCUUCCUUUACCAACCUUUCCAUAGACUCUUGGAUUUUAAAUCUAUUGUGACAAAUAUCUUAUCAGUUUAGAAAACUAUGAAUAUUUGUGUGACACAAAUACACAUGUAUUAAUAAAUAGAUUGAGACUGUAUAUAUGAUAGAUUGAAACUGUAAUGGAUGUUAGCCUUUAAGUGUUUGAUGUGCAUGAUGAAGUGUACUCUGUGGUGUAGUCAAGUAAAACAAAUUUUGUAUCUAUUUUCUGGUGAUUUGACUGAAUCUCAUAAACUCCUAUUAGUUCUGAAUUGAAUUAUAUCAGUGCCAAUAACAGUCAAAAGCUUGAAAUAUUGAAUAAAUUGGAAGCAUGAAGUUUGAUUGACUGUUAGUGUUCAAAAUAAUUUUUACAAAAUCAACCAUGUGACCUCAAAAAUUGGUGACUUCGGUGUUAGUGUAACAUUUGGUAUCCACAAGAUUAAAAUAUAUAGUUUGUCCACGUCCUUCCCUUAUAAUUCAUAGAGCAACUUGCAGCUGAUAUGCGUAGCCAUUUGUAAUACAUUUUUUUUUUUACUUUCAAAUUAUUAGUUACAAUUUAUUUCAGAAUAUAUUUUCUUUUUUUUUUUUUUCAGAAACAUUUAGUUUAGACUAGCAUUAUUUUCCUGUGUACAUUUUGUUAUUGAGAAAUGAAUUUAUACCUUUAAUAGUAAAAAUUCUGUCAUUUAAAAUACUAGAUUUUUUUCAUCAUGUAAUAUUUAUCUAUAUAGUUGAAUCUCGAUAGUCAGAAAAAUCAAAAUCUGAAACAUAUUGGCAAUGUUUGCAUCAGCUGCACAUGCACAUUGUGAGUAUCCUGAAAAUUCGAUGACAGAUUCUUUUAAUAGUGUGCAAAUUCAUGUAAUUAAUGUAGACAGUAGUACAUCUAUUUUUCGAAUAAAGGUAGAUUAAAAAUGUACUUUAGCUCAGCAUGUGAAGGCGGAAAUGAGAUGUUUUGUAUUUAUUGAAAUACAUUUUAUUUUUUCUGUAUUGUUUGUUUUAUACCCUUGAAAAUAGAACAACAUCCUCCUGGUCCCAUAAUUGUUUGACUAUCAAAAUUGUCAACUGUAUGUAUAUAUAUAUAUAUAGAGAGAGAGAGGGGGGUUAGAUACUUUACAACAUUGAACAGACUUCAUUUUUUUUAAAGUGCAGAACUGUACUUUUGAUUAUCAGUUUUAAUUAAAAAUUAUGAUUGAAAUUGAAAGAAAGCAAAGCAGUGAAGAUAAUACAUGUAAAUCCAACUUAGGAUUCCUAGAUAUUUACUGGGGAAAGUAAAGGUGGUUGGUCAUUUUGUUGCCCACUUGAAAAACUUAAGACUACGAAGACUGGUCAAUAUCCUUGCCCUAUUGAAUUUUCAUCUUAGCGUUCAUGUCUAUCAAACUUCCAGUCACUAACACUAAAUAUAUAUAUAUAUAUUUAGAUAUCAAGGUUAUUCAAACUGUUACAAACAAAAAUCACUUUUUAAAAUAUUUAAGUAAUUUAUUGAUUAAUUUUUUUUCCAAAUAUGGCAGUGUUAUAUUUAUUACUAGAUUUUUGUAAAGUUGUGUGUGUGUGUGUAGAAUUUGCUGAAAUGUAAAUAAAAUGCUCUUCAGCUAUCUUAAUUUGUAUUGGAUAAAUGAAUAAAUACCUUCAAUCAGGACUGAUACAUCUUUUCCUUUCUCUAAUAUUAACAACACUGUAGCUGUUGUAUAAUAUAUGUGGCAGUCAAUAUAACUACAUUUUUUUUUAAUUACAAAUUUAUUUAAAAAUGAAAUACAAUGUGUUCUUUAAACUAUCAACAUGGAAAUGUUUAAAAAAUUAAAUUAUCCUUUAAUUGUAGCUGUCAGAGAAACAUUUAUCGAAAAUGUAAAUCUACUUGUCAAGUAUCAAUCAAACUUGGGAAUGGUAGCUCAUUAUAGUCAGAUGGUUCACAUUCUAAUUGAAAGAUUCUUUACAAAUUAAUUUUUAACUGUAUUGAAUAAAUGAUAUUCCGAAAUAUGUACAUUUCAAAGAUUUUUAAUUAGCCACUAAUUCUCGCUUUUUAAUAUAUAAUGUGUCCAUUUCUAUUCACUUAGUUUAUUAGAUUAAUUUCUUUUAUACAUUUAAAAUUGUAUUACAUCUAAUAAAGCCUUAACUGCCGGUGUUUUAUUUAUUUAAAAACAAAAUGAUUUUUCAAUGUUGCUUGUGGCUUACAUCUGCCCACCUCAGAGACAACCAUUUUUGUAAGAAUAAUUGUAUAAAUGAGUUUGAUUGUUGAAUCUCUAUAUGUUUAACAAGAAUUUCAGUUUGAAUUUCAA
Biomphalaria glabrata is the source of this 4235-nucleotide messenger RNA. RefSeq names its product RNA demethylase ALKBH5-like. The coding region runs from base 30 to 1052 and encodes 340 amino acids. Gene Ontology annotation, molecular function: oxidative RNA demethylase activity. Gene Ontology annotation, cellular component: nucleus. Lineage: Eukaryota; Metazoa; Mollusca; Gastropoda; Planorbidae. The transcript has 4 exons. The record is from RefSeq and is a predicted model, not a curated record. Gene Ontology annotation, biological process: mRNA export from nucleus; mRNA processing.